This is a messenger RNA of Ochlerotatus camptorhynchus, 3591 nucleotides long. RefSeq lists its product as uncharacterized. Gene Ontology annotation, molecular function: nucleic acid binding; catalytic activity. The record is from RefSeq and is a predicted model, not a curated record. Lineage: Eukaryota; Metazoa; Arthropoda; Insecta; Diptera; Culicidae. Bases 1 to 3591 code for a protein of 1196 amino acids. The transcript is spliced from 5 exons.
AUGGCCACCGAAGUUCAGACCCAACGAAGACUGCUAAAUGUUGAAGCUUCUCUUCCGAGUACCGCUGCUACUACACCUAAGCUCGGAGUCAGCCAACCAAGCGUCUCGCCUCUGCCUACCUCUCUCGUUACACCCGCAAACAAACCCGCAUCAGCCCCAUCCAUUCCUAAUGAUUCCUGCGAUUUGUCCUUUUUGUCGGAUACAGCUCGUGACGCAACCAUCACGCCGGACCAUAACCCGAACCCCGCCAUGAAGGUAGACAUCUCUCUACCGAUUUUCCUCACGCCAAAAACCAAUAAACGCCUAUUAUCGGAACUGGACCACUCACGGCGACCCCCCCGCUCAGCCGAAGUUCCCAAAAUUCCCAAGCCGCAUGAAAAUUCGCCAGAAUCACCGGAUAAAAAGGAUGAACCUAAGAAGAAGCGGAAUGUGAGGAUCGGGACGGACAAGGGACGUCAUUCCCAUUCCCCGAAGGAUAUCGAAGAAGACACAACAUCUGUUGGCCAUACACCGACGAAGCAACGAAACCACCUUAACUUCUUUUCUCCCGUUGAAACAUCCCUGCCUUUUUGCUAUCGCGGGUCUCUAUCCGGCGCCGACUCCACGAACGGAUCCGCCGAUAACCCGGAUGAAAUCAAUAUCUCUGGCUAUUACGACAUCCGACACUCCGUCAACAUGAGCCGUGAAAGCAUCGAUUCAGCAACCGCCUUCCCGAAGCCGGCUUUACCAAAGCCCGUCAAAUUCCUUCUUCAAUGGAAUCUCAACGGGUUUUUCCAGCACCUAGCAGAUCUGGAACUUCUUUGCCAAGGCAGCCUACCAUGGGGUAGCAACUUCCGUCACUCGGUAGCCAUCGGAGUCCUACGAGAGGUUGCUUUUCACCCAAUUGAUGUCGCAUCCGAUCUUCCCUUCAUUGCCGUCCAACUGGAAGGCCCACUCAACAUAACGGUCGCCUGCGCCUAUCUACCAUGUGGCCGGUUGAAUGGCCUAAAUAGCAGAAUGAAGAGUGCCAUUGAAAAACUCCCAGAACCGCGAAUCCUCGUCGGGGACAUGAACGGACAUCAUUCCAACUGGGGAUGUCCGAAACCGAACAGCCGUGGGUCCGCUCUAGCAGACCUCUUCGAGAGCGAAGACCUCGUCGUGCUCAAUGACGGGGCACCCACCUUCUUCAAUGGACGUCAUGCCACAGCUAUCGACGUUUCCGCUCUCAACAGAGACGUUGCCGGCAAGAUGCAGUGGAUCGCCAACUCGGAUCUUUACGGAAGCGACCACUAUCCGAUCAAAAUUCAGCUACACGCCGCAGCCGCCCCAGAAACCACCCGUAUUCCACGCUGGAGGUAUGACAAAGCCGAAUGGGAAGUGUACAGGAACGCCAUCCUCUCCGGUAUCCAGGAGCAGAAUCCCGGCAACAUCCCCGACCUAACGAAGAUAAUCCUUGAAGCAGCCGUCGCUUCAGUACCCAAAACCAGCAGUAUUCCCCGAACGAAAAGCUCUCCGAUGGUGUCCUCGGCAGAUCUUUGGAACCGUGUAAACGCACUUAGCGGAAAGAGACGUUCGGCCCCGCUGCAGGUGCAGUCCGGAGGCAUCACCGUAUCUGAGCCAACAGCCGUAGCUGAUGAGCUAGGCAAGUACUUCGCGGAGCUUUUGGCUAUCCCCGGAUAUAACGAAAAUUUCCGUCGCCGCAACAACGCCACACCGACUUCCAUAGGUAAUUUCCACGUACCGACCGACAACAACAACACCGGGAUAAAUGGGGUUUUCUCAUGGGACGAAUUGAAAUUUGCACUCAGCAAGAGCAAGGGCAAAUCGGCGGGUCCUGACGAACUCGGGUACCCCCUACUAACACACCUACCGAUCGAAGGGCAAGUCCUUAUGCUUGACCUCUUCAACAAACUUUGGACCACCGACUCCUAUCCAGCAUCAUGGAGGGAGAGCCUAGUCAUCCCAAUCCCGAAGACGAAUAAAACCACGAAGGACACGACGAAAUUCCGGCCCAUCGCACUAACUUCCUGCAUGAGUAAGGUCUUCGAGCGGAUGGUGAACCGCAGGCUUAAGACAUUCCUGUCGAACAACAACUUGCUCGACCAUCGACAACACGCCUUUCGGCACGGAUAUGGCACCUCAACUUAUUUCGCUACACUGGGAGACGUGCUGAAAGACGCCUUCGACCAGGGACACCACACCGAAAUGGUCUCACUGGACAUCUCCAAGGCAUUCAACAGGACCUGGACUCCGGCCGUACUUGCCAAACUCGUCAGCUGGGGACUUAAGGGACACAUGGUCCAUUUCGUUCGGAAUUUCCUCACUAACCGUGCUUUCCGUGUUGCCAUCGGAAAUGCCAAAUCUAGGAGCUUUCAGGAGGAAACAGGGGUCCUCCAGGGAUCAGUGAUCUCUGUUACGCUCUUCCUAAUCGCGAUGAACGGUAUCUUCAGCCAGUUGCCAAAGAACGUUCGCAUCUUUGUGUACGCCGACGAUGUGCUCAUCGUGGUAACCGGGCCCACAACAACACGCACCAGGAACCUCACGCAAGCCGCGGUCACAGCCGUCGUAAAAUGGGCCGAAGCUGCUGGUUAUCAGCUCUCUGCUAGAAAAAGCAUCAGAUGCCACGUCUGCCCGUCACGACACAGGGUUAACGGGACCGCCAUCAAGAUUGGCGACCAGGCUAUUCCCGUCAAGAACUCCAUUCGGAUCCUGGGCGUACUUGUGGACCGCACCCUCUCUUUCGUGCCGCACUUCAACCAGGUGAAGAAAGAUUGUCGAAGCAGGGUCAAUCUGAUCCGGACCAUCUCCAGGCCUCAUCGCACCAACAAUCGGGCUGUUCGCUUCCGAGUAGCGCAAGCUAUCAUCGAUAGCAGGCUGCUGUACGGAACUGAGCUUACGUGCAUCAAUUCGGAGAAGCAGGUUGAGAUUCUCGGUCCAACCUUCAACAGCAGCAUCAGGAUAAUUCCUGCCCCCGCCGAUUCUGCAUGUGUCGAAGCAGGAGUUCUACCCUUCCGGUACCGCAUUAUCAACGCUACCAUUUUCAAAGCCGCAUCCUUCGCCGCCAAGACAGCAGGAAAUGGCAGAAUCUUCCUCCUCGAUGAGGGGGAUAGAAUCCUGCAGACGAUCGCCACCAUCGACCUCCCCCCGGUGGCUAGGACCCACUGGCACGGAGAGAAGAGAGACAACUCCGCGGCCCUCCGUCGCACAGUAGCCGAACAUAUCAGAACCCAUUACGCCGAACAUACACACCGGUACUCCGAUGGUUCCCGAUCCAACACGGGCGUUGGCAUCGGAGUAUCCGGAAGUGGCAUACUCGCCAGCAACAGCCUUCCGCCGCAGUGCUCCGUCUACUCGGCAGAAGCGGCCGCAAUUUUCCAUGCGGCCACGUUACCAGCCAAUCAACCGAUUCUUAUUUUGAUAGAUUCCUGCAGCGCUAUUCAGGAACUAUGCUCAGCAACUCCCACCCACCCGUGGAUUCAGGCUACCAUAAAGUACGCCCCGGUCACUGCGGAAUACCCGGAAACGAGGCAGCCGAUCAACUCGCUGGAACUGGACCGUCGGGUCCCAGAUUCACGGAUAAAGUUCCACUCCAAGAUGUCCGACGAUGGAUAA